Molecule: messenger RNA, 3791 nt
Organism: Physeter macrocephalus (sperm whale)
Lineage: Eukaryota; Metazoa; Chordata; Mammalia; Artiodactyla; Physeteridae
Exons: 2
Coding region: 1723-2526 (267 amino acids)
Source: RefSeq, a predicted model, not a curated record
UAUCUUCACUGCUCCUGAUACCUUAGACAUCCAGGGUACCAGCUGGUCUGGUGAUCUUCUUCCAGCCCUAAUUAGUUUUGUUAAGAGCUGGGAACUUGGAUGCUGUGUCAGCAUUGCCUCAGCUUCCUGUAUCCACCGUAUGUCACCACUGGAAGGGGCCUUCCAGACCAGCGUUUCUCAACACUUCUGUGUAAUUCAAAAGAUGAUGUGAUCAGAUAAACUUGAGGAACCCAGGAUUAAAUCAGGUCAAACAGGUUUGUUUUAACUUCUCAGAGCCUUUAAUGUGCUAACGUGUAUCUAGAAUCUGCUGAGACUGCAUUUUUCUCUCAAACGUACUUGACCGCAGAGCAUCUCACUUCUUCUGGACACACUUUUGGAAACCUGUUCAAGAGCAGUGUCCCUCAAACUGGAGCAUACGUACACAUCAUCAUCUCCGGGAGGACUGGUUAAAUGCAGGUGCUUGGGCCCUACCCCUACAGUUUCUGCAUCUCUGACAUAUGUCCCAGGUGAUGCUGGUGGUCAGGGGGCCACACUCUGAGAACCCCUGGUCUAGACUCAUCCCUUUCUUCCACAGAGAAGAACAUUGCUAAGCCAAGGGGUAUCUGUUCAUGGUAGUUGCCGUGAGUUGAGCCAGCCGCCUGCUAAGCACUUCCCGUGACUGUUUCUAAAGGCAUGUGGGAUGAUGGGAGCCCCCACUAGUCGGGGAUACUACAGUGCAGAUGAUUACCCUUCCGGUACUUUACACCGUGCUCCCCACAAACCACUGUACCGGGGCCAGUGCAUCAGGCAGGGCUCCCACCCUGGAGCCCAGUCAGGGUUUCCUGUCCUUGGCAACACUCCUGAGGACAUGAAGUUUAUGUAUUUUAAUCCUCUGGGCCUUAGUUUCCUCAUCUACAAAUGGAAGAGGAUGGAAAUUAUCUUUAUGGGUUCCUUCUCCUUUCUCUAGCGCUCCGCUUUAUCUUUGCUCCGAGUCAUUUCUCUUUCUGGGUGUCCUCCUGCUCCUCUGUCACCAGUCUGUCCCCAGUCACAGGAGCUGGCACGAGGCUGAGGUGAUGGAGACUUCGGUGUUACCCUUGCAGGGCCACUGCAUUUGAGAGGAGCGUUCCUGAAGAAGUGUCAUGGUGGAAUCCCAGUGUGGGUCCUGGAUAGUGAAUCGUGACAGUAAUAACUCAGCGUUACGAAGCUCUAGUGGAAGGGUCCCAGCGUCUUCUGUGUUGCUUAUUCAUUUAUAUGUCACAAUUUCUGUGACGUGCUUCGCAGUCUCUGGCACAGAGGAAAGAUGGUAGAGGCUCUUGCAGGGAUUUCUGAGGCCCCUGGAAUUGCAUACAAGGUUGUGAGCGUGCAGUUGUGUAUGUGUGAUUGAGCACACUUGCUUUUUUCUGCAGACGGGACCAUUGCCUUACAAGGAUGGUCAGCUGCGUAGACUUCAGCCCUGCUGGAUUGUCCCUGGAGCUGGAGUCGGGGAGUCAUGGGUUUCCCCGGUGUUUGUGACUCAUCUAAGUAGCCCCUAGGCAAUGGGCAGCAGUGGCCACGAGUGACCUGGGGCCAGAAAAACCACAGCAGAAGAGCAGCCUGAGUGGGUGUAAGGAGGAACCCUGUUUUCCCAGACAGCGGUGAUUGGCACAGAACCGCUCGUUCCCCGGGGCUGGCUGGCUGCCUGAGCUCGGGUUUUGCCCCGGGAGCUCUGGCGCUCCGUCCUCUGCGGGCCCAGGGACAGUGCUGAUGAGAAGUGCGGGCUCGGCCCCCUGCCUUCUGAGGAAGUGGCCUCACAGAGCCGACACAGGCAGGCGCGGUGGUGUCCAGCCGUGGGGCACGAGAGGGAUGGACCUCGGGGCCCGUCUACUGCGUGGCCGCCACACCCUCCCUGAGAAUCAGCCAGCGGGCCGACUUCCCCUCCGCUCGGCUGAGCGCACCUCACCCUGGAGCCCGGGGCUCGGCGUCCGCCUGCCCGUGGCCCGCGGCGGGGGAGAGUGCGAGGCCGUGUGUGCGUGGAGAGGCGCUCAGAGAGGCUGGAGCGGGCGUGCGGGGCGGGAGGGGCUUCACCUGCAUCGAAGCGAGGCUCCUGCCAGCCGCUCCGGCUCUCCCCUCCCCGGGCAGCGCCCGUCCCGUGUCUCCUCCGUGGACCACCAUCGCGUCUUGGCCUCCUUGGGCUCAGCGCUCCGGCCCCGCACCCGGGCAGCACCAGCCGUCACCACCGCGCUCCCGACCCCGGUGUGCACGGCCCGCCCCUCCAGUGUGUGCUUAGGUUCCAAGUCCCCACUCCAUCCUUUACCACCUGUCUCGGGAAGGCAGCUCCACCUCUGCCCUUUGCUUAGUGAGCAAGUGGGUUCAGACGCCCAAAGCCGUAAGCCGUGUGACAGCCAGAGGGAAGUAGCCACUCUGCGAAGGAGGCCCACGGGUCAAAGGGAACUCUGCGCACUUGUGCACGUGGACCAGGGGGAGAGGCCGGGGUACCACGUGGGCUCCCUCGGGCCCAUUCCUAGACAGCCCAGGUUUUGGAAUCAAGUUAGAGCUGGUGGCGCCUGAGCCCUGGAUUCUGACCCAGCCCCGAGCCCACUGGGCUCUGUGACCAUGGUGGACAUCUUUCAGAAAACCCAGCCCUCAGCUGAUUUCCCCAGCUGUACAAGUCAGGUAAGAUGAGGCGGAAGGUCUCCAUCAAUGCCUUAGGCCCCCUGCACCUCUGUACCGGCCAGAUUGCUGCUUCAUCUGUUUAUGCUUUGGAGAUGUGGAUAAGAUGCCGUAUGAAAAAGGGGUUCUGCUGCAGAUUUUAUUUCAUUAAACUACAGAAGUUGAUUUGCCAGGGUAGAAUUCCUCCCAGCAUCACAUUCCACUCUAGAAACGUUCUCACAUGAACCGGUUUGGGCCAGACCCAAAUAAAGAGCAGUCUUCCUCCUGCCAUGCUUGGGAGUAUGCCACCUCCCUGUGCUGGCAGCCUCCCCCUUCGCUGUAGUUUGCUCUACUGCCACACCACGCCCAGCACUGCUUCCUGUGUUUGCUCACAGGCUGGUGGGGAGGCCGUCCCUCCUCGGUGUAAACAGACGCAGCGGUAAACGGGCAUCUCUCGCCUCUGUCCCAAGGCUUAGGGUCAAAACUGACGGUGCCAAUAGAUGGACAUCUGUCAAAGCCAUGGCGCCCUCGCCCUUUUGUUUGUUUUUUCACGUUCUCGUUACAGGAGGGGAACAUUGUGCCAGUGCACAGAGCAUCACCAUCCAUUUGGGUUUGGGGCUGGCCUUUCAUUUUGGAAACCUGAUGGGGGAGGUGGGGCUCAGCAGAGAGAGCAGACAGCACGGGGUACCAGACGCCCCGCAGGGCCGAGAGGCCGGGGCCCUUAGAAAGAACAGGAGCAGAGUCUCGAAAGGCUUCCUGGCCAAACCACUGGCGAGGACGGUGUCGGGAAGCAUCCCUUCCUUAUCAAAGCUGAUACGUGUUGCCACGUGCUACUCAGAAAGCCCUUAGGCAGCCUGGCCCCCAGCCUAGGCGCUGCUGCGUGAGCAGGGAAAAGGGGGCUCGCUGGGCCAGAUGUUAGCCCAGCAGUGGCUGUUAGCUGAGAAGGAAGCUGGGAGCGGGGCAGCUGCUGGGCCCCGGCUGCUCCGUGAGAGCUCGGUCCUGUGGAGGAUUUCUCAGGAUGCGGCUCCGAUGCUUUUCAGCCCCUGGGGCGAGAGCUGCCCGUGGGCAAGGAUGAGUGGGCGCUGCCUGGGGACAGUGAAGGGGGCAGCAGCCCAGCAGGACGCCCUGGGAGGAGUGUGGAUGUACGGGCGGGCCGGGGGGAGCCCUGGUUCACACCUCCUCCC